Malurus melanocephalus (red-backed fairy wren) is the source of this 721-nucleotide messenger RNA. RefSeq names its product collagen alpha-2(I) chain-like. The record is from RefSeq and is a predicted model, not a curated record. The transcript has 2 exons. Lineage: Eukaryota; Metazoa; Chordata; Aves; Passeriformes; Maluridae. The annotation marks the transcript as partial.
CCCGCGGGAGCGGGACGGGCUCGGCAUCCCGGCUGCCUUCCUGGGAACCGGCUCGGCAUCCCGCCUUCCUUCCUGGGGACCGGGACGGGCUCGGCAUCCCGGCUGCCUUCCUGGGAACGGGCUCGGCAUCCCGCCUUCCUUCCUGGGAACGGGCUCGGCAUCCCGCCUUCCUUCCUGGGAACGGGCUCGGCAUCCCGCCUUCCUUCCCGGGAACCGGGACGGGCUCGGCAUAUCCCGCCUUCCCCAGAACACGGACCCUCAGGGGAUCCCAGCCCUGCACCGCCUCUCUGGAACGCGGACCCUCAGGGGAUCCUGGCCCCACACCGCCUCUCCGGAACACGGAUGGAUCCUCGGGGAUUUCGGCCCUGCACCGCCCCUCUGGAACACGGACCCUCGAGGGAUCCCAGCCCUGCAUUGCCUCUCCCGGCCCCACAGACCCUCAGGGAUCCGGCUCCAUACUGCCUCUCUGGAACAGGGACCCUGAGGGGAUCCUGGCCCCACGGACCCUCAGGGGAUCCAGCUCCACACCGCCUCUCCAGAACAUGGACCCUCAGGGAUCCGGCCCUACACCGCCCCUCUGGCACACGGACCUUCGAGCGAUCCGACCCUGCACCGCCUCUCCGGAACAAGGACCUUGAGGGGAUCCUGGCCCCAUGGACCCUGAGGGAUCCGGCUCCAUACUGCCUCUCUGGAACACGGACCCUGAGGGGGAUCCUGGCCC